CCCACAGAGGAGAGAACUGAUCGGCUUUUCUGUUGCUGGAUGGUUUUUAAUUGAAAUUUCAUCACUUUAAUGUCAGAGCAAUGACGCUGACAACAGACGUGGGGCAAGAUGGUAUGGAGCUCUUUAACCUUCUGCUCAGGAACACAGAAGAAUCAGCCGCCUGCCUCAGUGACCAUCCCUGGACUUUGACCAUUAAUAAUGCUCCGAGCCCUCAGAGAAGGGAUGCUGAUGAUUUCUUAGACGCCCUGCUGCACGACUCCUCCUCCUCCUCAGUGCCUGCUUCACCCCUGUGGUCCCCCUGCACCACCCAUAACAGCAUUAAUGAAGACCUCCUGACAGAUCUCUCAGACAGCCCCCAUCCGACCCCCUGCACGGCUUUCCCUGCAUUCGACACACACGCUUUCCCUCAGCCUCUGUUUCUGGAGAACCACCUAGCACCAGAUGAAAAGAAACCUGAUGUCUGCAUUGAUUUAGGCUGGGAGUCAGACGGCUGCCCGGAGGAGUUCGGACUUACGUACUACCUCUCCAAGAACCAACCCCCCCUGCUCACAUCCAGCCAUCCGCUCACAGUGAAGGACCUGCUUUUGACCAAUCUGGGACAGACAGCGCAGCGAAUCCCCCAGCAUUCCUUGCAGGAACUUGUACUUAAUGAGGAUGAGAAGAAGCUUCUGGCUAAAGAAGGUGUCAGCUUGCCCUGCAGACUGCCCCUGUCCAAGUUUGAGGAGAAGAUUUUGAAGAAGAUCCGGCGGAAGAUCCGCAACAAGCACUCGGCUCAAGAAAGUCGGAAGAAGAAGAGGGAAUACGUUGACAGUCUGGAAGGAAGGAUGUCUGCCUGCAGCGCCCAGAACCUGGAGCUUCAGAGAAAGAUCCAGCAGUUAGAAGAGACCAACAAAGCUCUGCUGGAGCAGCUCGACCGGCUACAGGCGCUCUCGCCUAAUAGCUCCAACAAAACAACAAACACAGGAACCUGCAUCCUGGUUUUGCUCCUSUCCUUCUCCCUGCUCCUUUCCUCCCACCUCCAGCCCGAGCCUUACAGCCUGAGCAGCCAUGCAGAAUACGCAGCCACCAAAGCGUCGUCUCGCUCCCUGCAGUGGAUGGAUGAAGCGGGCGGCGUCCUCCCUCUCUCGCUCCCUUCCGUCUCCAGGGGGGUUGGAGGCCUGCGAAGCCUGAAGGAGAGGCUUUGGGCCCCUUCCUUUCACCACCAGGAUCACAGACAUGAAGAUGAUUACCGGUCCCACCGGAGUGGAAACAUGUAGCACAGGAGUGCCGACUUGUUUGCGAACGCCUCCUCCAAAUGGGCACUUUAUUUUGCUUUCCAGCAUCAGCUUUUUACUGUUGAGACUCAGUGACGCUCCAGUGCACAAAACUCACUCUCUCAUACGGUUAGUGAGGAGCUCGGGCCUCACAGGUUUUGAGUAAUUUGUUUAUUUGCCACAAAAAAUAUCUGCAAGGACACUGUGGAUCAAGCAUAAGGCACUUUUUAAACAUGUAUGAUUUGUAAGUUAACACAUAUGUGCGUUUAUUGCUUUAUUUUGUUUACUUUCAAUGUGAAUAAUUAAAUAUGACAAGUUGAAAUGAAAAGUGAGACAAUUUCUGAAAAAAAAAACAUAUUUGGUUAUUUUAAAGGGGCAGUAUUAUGUGUUUC
This is a messenger RNA of Austrofundulus limnaeus, 1645 nucleotides long. Its product is annotated as cyclic AMP-responsive element-binding protein 3-like protein 3-A. The coding region runs from base 81 to 1256 and encodes 391 amino acids. Gene Ontology annotation, molecular function: RNA polymerase II cis-regulatory region sequence-specific DNA binding; DNA-binding transcription factor activity, RNA polymerase II-specific. The transcript has 10 exons. Gene Ontology annotation, biological process: regulation of transcription by RNA polymerase II. The record is from RefSeq and is a predicted model, not a curated record. NCBI's taxonomy places the organism in Eukaryota, Metazoa, Chordata, Actinopteri, Cyprinodontiformes, Rivulidae. Gene Ontology annotation, cellular component: nucleus.